Molecule: messenger RNA, 1935 nt
Organism: Castor canadensis (American beaver)
Lineage: Eukaryota; Metazoa; Chordata; Mammalia; Rodentia; Castoridae
Gene: Lzts1
Product: leucine zipper tumor suppressor 1
Biological process (GO): regulation of synaptic plasticity; regulation of dendrite morphogenesis
Cellular component (GO): dendritic spine
Source: RefSeq, a predicted model, not a curated record
CCAGGCCCCCCGCCCUCCCUCCCUGUCUGCCGCCUGGAGUCACCAUGGGCAGUGUCAGCAGCCUCAUCUCAGGCCACAGCUUUCACAGCAAGCACUGCCGGGCCUCACAGUACAAGCUGCGCAAGUCCUCCCAGCUCAAGAAACUCAAUCGGUAUUCAGAUGGAUUGCUGAGAUUUGGCUUCUCCCAGGACUCAGGCCAUGGCAAGUCCAGCUCCAAAAUGGGCAAGAGUGAAGAUUUCUUCUACAUCAAGGUCAGCCAGAAGGCCCGGGGCUCCCACCGCCCAGAUUACACGGCACUCUCCAGUGGGGACCAGGCUGGGGUGGACUUUGACCCAUCCACACCACCCAAGCUCAUGCCCUUCCCCAAUCAGCUGGAAAUGGGCUCUGACAAGGGAGCAGUGAGGCCAACAGCCUUCAAGCCCGUGCUUCCGCGAUCUGGAGCCAUCCUCCAUUCUUCCCCCGAGAGUGUCAGCCACCAGCUGCACCCCAUACCUCCAGACAAACCCAAGGAGCAGGAGCUGAAGCCAGGCCUGUGCUCUGGAGCAUUGUCUGACUCCGGCCGAAACUCCAUGUCCAGCCUGCCCACGCACAGCACCAGCAGCAGCUACCAGCUGGAUCCACUGGUCACCCCCGUGGGGCCCACCAGUCGUUUUGGGGGCUCAGCCCACAACAUCACACAGGGCAUAGUCCUGCAGGACAGUAACAUGAUGAGCUUGAAGGCGCUUUCAUUUUCUGAUGGGGGAAACAAACUGGCCCACCCAGGCAAAGCAGACAAGGGCUCCUCGUGUGUGCGCGCCCCCCUCUCCACCGAUGAGUGCACCAUGCAGGAGCUGGAGCAGAAGCUGCUGCAGAGGGAGAGUAUGCUACAGAAAUUGCAGCGCAGCUUUGAUGAGAAGGAAUUCGCCUCUGGCCAAGUCUUUGAAGAGCGGCCACGGCAUGGUAGGGACGAGCUGGAGGGCAUGGAGCCCAAGAGCAGCAGCAAGCUGAAGCCAGCGUCACAGAAGAGCCAGCGUGCGCAGCAGAUGCUCCAUCUACAGGUGCUGCAGCUGCAGCAGGAGAAACGACAGCUGCGGCAGGAGCUCGAGAGCCUCAUGAAGGAGCAGGACCUGCUGGAGACCAAGCUCAGGUCCUACGAGCGUGAGAAGACCAGCUUCGCCCCUGCGCUGGAGGAAACCCAGUGGGAGGUGUGCCAGAAGUCAGGCGAGAUCUCUCUUCUCAAGCAGCAGCUCAAGGAGUCCCAGACGGAGGUGAAUGCCAAGGCCAGUGAGAUCCUCAGUCUGAAGGCACAGCUGAAGGACACCCGGGCCAAGCUGGAGAGCAUGGAUCUGAAGACACAGGACUUGGAGAGUGCCCUGCGCACCAAGGGCCUGGAGCUGGAGGUCUGUGAGAAUGAGCUGCAGCGCAAGAAGAACGAGGCAGAGCUGCUGCGAGAGAAAGUGAACCUGCUAGAGCAGGAGCUGCUGGAGCUGCGGGCCCAGGCUGCUCUGCAGCGGGAGAGUGUCUCCCUGGGGCCUCCAGGGGCUGGGCCUGCCUUCUCUGAGGACAUCCCUGCCCUGCAGCGGGAGCUGGAACGGCUGCGGGCUGAGCUGAAGGAGGAGCGGCAAGGCCACGACCAGAUGUCCUCGGGCUUCCAGCAUGAGAGGCUGGUGUGGAAGGAAGAGAAGGAGAAGGUUAUCCACUACCAGAAGCAACUGCAGCAGAGCUACCUGGCCAUGUACCAGCGCAACCAACGCCUGGAGAAGGCCCUGCAGCAGCUGACCCGUGGGGAUGGGCCUGGGGAGCCCUUUGAGAUUGACCUGGAAGGGGCUGACAUCCCCUAUGAGGACAUCAUUGCCACCGAGAUCUGAUAGGCUGUCUGGGGGAGGCAGGACUAGGGUCUGGGCACCAGGAGCAGGGGCUGGCCCUAUUCAAAGAGAGCUUCCCCUUCUUUCUCCU